ACCAAACGAUUUCAUCCGUCGUCGUUCUCUCCGUUGGAGCUGCCGGGGCCUGAGCAGAAGGAGCUUUUCCGCUUGCUCGGGAAGUAAUGGGCGGUGGAGCAGGUUCCGGCGCCGGCGAAGGGUAUGUGCCUCCGCCGGAAUUCGUGGAAGAUUCGAAAGAAGCUCUGGUCGAUCUCGACGCUUCCGACUCCACCGAACUUUGGCUCAUCCAGUGGCCUACCCAGAUGCCUCCUGAUUUAGAUGGCCAAGAACUCACACUCAAGCUUCAUCGUGACGGGAAAUUGGGGAGUUGUGAGGAUUCAUCUGGCAAGGAAUAUGAUGUGGUUAGCUAUGCUGCUCAAGAGCCCGAUGCAACAGUUUUCGUGUCCUCUUCCUCAGGUCCAAGAUUUGUUGGGAAGAUUUCAAGGAGAGUCUCCCUGGUGCGCUACCCAGAUCCUAAUGAGCUCAAGGAACUUCGGCAAUUAGGACCAUUGUCUCAGACACCAUCCAGAACGUCAGUUACAAAUGCCUCUAGUCAAUUUCCCCACUUGACAUCAAACAGUAUACUGAGAAGUUCACGUUCAUCCAGAGGAAACACAGCCUCCACUCGUAGCAGUCGGCAGAAAAGCGGUAUAUCUUAUGCUGGAGAGACAUCAGAACCAUACAAGAGGAGAUAUCCUCAUGAGUCCACUGACUCCUUGGGUUUGGGGAAUAGUACUCAAGACUCUGGGCGAGGUCAUGGCAGCGCAAUAACUGCACAGUUCUCAGAGCAUUCCCGAGAUCACGGCUCAGCUGCUUCAUCUCUGUCAAGGGAGCAUUCUGACGGGAAAUCGAAGAAGAAGAAGAAGAGAAUUGAAGACUGAAACUGCUCGGUGUUUGCUCUGUAUGCUUCAUGUGAAUUGUUUGUGUUUUCUCACCGAGCAUGACUUCUGAAUUCCAGGGGGGUUAUGUUCAUUAAUAUAUGUUUAGAUCAUUUCAUAA
Syzygium oleosum is the source of this 960-nucleotide messenger RNA. Its product is annotated as mediator-associated protein 2. The record is from RefSeq and is a predicted model, not a curated record. Lineage: Eukaryota; Viridiplantae; Streptophyta; Magnoliopsida; Myrtales; Myrtaceae. The transcript has 4 exons. Bases 87 to 842 code for a protein of 251 amino acids.